Messenger RNA from Oryza brachyantha (malo sina), 1039 nucleotides. RefSeq lists its product as uncharacterized. Gene Ontology annotation, molecular function: protein-folding chaperone binding; ATPase activator activity. The record is from RefSeq and is a predicted model, not a curated record. Gene Ontology annotation, biological process: positive regulation of ATP-dependent activity; protein folding. Gene Ontology annotation, cellular component: cytosol. Lineage: Eukaryota; Viridiplantae; Streptophyta; Magnoliopsida; Poales; Poaceae. The transcript has 6 exons. Bases 206 to 787 code for a protein of 193 amino acids.
GGGGAAGUUUCCCGAAGAGUCUGGAGUCGAGUGCCUAAAAAAGAAAGAAAUUGAUGAACGAUUCCAAAAGAGGAGUGCUUUGUCUUGCGAAGACGCUGCCCUUCGGAUUUGGAAAUCAGUCCGGUCGCCGCGUCAAGCCCACCAGCGAAUCGAGGGAGAGAGAGGCGAGCUCUGUGCUCGCGUGCGGCGGCGAGGGGGGCCGGAGAUGGAGGAGGAGACAGCGGCGGUGGAGAAGGCGACGUCGUACAGGUACUGGGUGCGGGAGGCCACGGGCGCCGCCGCGCCGCCGCCCGCGCCCCGCAAGAUCGACGCCGCCGCCAACCCGGCUCCCAGCACCCUCGGCUCCGUCUGGAACCAGGCUGGAACCUGGGAGGAAAAGAACCUCAAUUCAUGGGCCAACAGUAGAAUAAAGGAUUUGCUGCGCUCAUUAGAUCCUUUGGAGUUCUCUACUGGGAAGGCAUUGGUUUAUGAAGUAUCUAAGUGCUCAGGCGAUGCAUUUCUAGUCACUGUUCGUAAUAAGAAGAGAGUAGGCUAUACGUAUGAGCUGGGCUUAAAAUUUAAAGGUGAAUGGUUAAUUAAAGAAGAAAGCAAGAAAGUAAAAGGUUAUCUGGACAUUCCAGAAUUUUCAUUUGGCGAACUUGAAGACUUGGAGUUGCAAAUAAGUUUUACCGAUGACAAGGACCUCUCGUCUGACAACAAGGCGCAAAUCAGCAAGGAUUUGAAGUCCUUUCUUGCACCUAUUCGGGAGAAACUGCGCAAGUUUGAAGAAGAGCUCAAGGAUAGAUAGCAAAACUGCAAGCUUGUUCUGAAGCAUCAUCAUGUAUCAAAAGAAGGCUUAAUCUAUAGCCAUUUCACGUAUCGAAAGACAGCUUCAGAUGUUUACGAGGAAUAUGCACCAUGUGCAUUUCAUUGCUGAUACGUUCAUACAUAAUUAGUUAUGCCAGUGAUGUAUGCCUGCAGAUCAUACUUACCUUCAUACUUUAUGAACUUGCAAGACCAAUUAAUUGGACAGAAACUCUGAACUCUGAAGUUGUAUGCC